AUGAUCAGCUCCGUCUGCUGGGUCCCUCGGGGUCGCAGCUCGCAGUCUCCUCGUAGCUGCAUUUUAGAGGAGCAGGAUAUGGCGGAGUUGCUGCAGCAGCAGCAGCAGCAGCAAAGCAGCAGCAGCAGCAGCAGCAGCAAGAAGGAGCAGCGCAAGAAGCAGCAGCAGCUGCUGCGGCAGCAAGCUGCAGCAGAAGAUGGAGAGAGCGAUGAAGCUAAUUCCGAUCACAGCAUGGAGGAAGAUGAAGACGAAGACGAAGACGAGGGUUUGCUGAACGGGGUAUUUGGGGUUUUAUCGUCUGACGGCCCAGCAGCACUGACAGACAAACAAGCAAGACUUUCAGCAGCAGACGAAGCAGAAGAUGAAGCAGCUAAUAAAAUACUAGCAACAGACUUAGUUCUUGUUGCUGCUGCAGCAGAGGCCGACUUCAGCACACUUGAGGUUGCGGGGGUUUUCCUCUUUGUUUAG
Messenger RNA from Eimeria acervulina, 468 nucleotides. RefSeq lists its product as hypothetical. NCBI's taxonomy places the organism in Eukaryota, Apicomplexa, Conoidasida, Eucoccidiorida, Eimeriidae. Bases 1 to 468 code for a protein of 155 amino acids. The record is from RefSeq and is a predicted model, not a curated record. The transcript has 3 exons.